Chara braunii is the source of this 6435-nucleotide messenger RNA. NCBI's taxonomy places the organism in Eukaryota, Viridiplantae, Streptophyta, Charophyceae, Charales, Characeae. The record is from the annotation of a GenBank genome assembly.
GCGUAGCAGUCUUGCCUUGAGGCAUACACGUGCAUUUGGCAGUGAUGGAGGCAGACUUGACAGCGAGCCCGGCGUGGGAAGGGCCUGUGGGGGUUAGUGUGCUAGGUGAAGAAUAUCAAAGACUGGCUAGAACUCCUUCCCUGCGCGGGGGGAACAGGUCGCCUAUUGACCAUGGCGCUCUGCAUCAGGGUCCAUCACAUGGGCAGAGUAAUUUGAAACCCGACCUGAGUGCCCGAUCUGGAGGAGGGGUGGGGCUUGGGGGCGUGGAAGGAGGAGGAGGUUGGCGAGGGGAGGUUGCGGCAGGGGAUGCAGAGGAGGGAAAUCGUUCUGCGAGGGUCGCUCGACCCUAUCGCCCAAACUUGGACGGUCACGCUGUAGAUGAGGCCAGCGCUAGGCGCCCUGGAAAGCAGCAGCCGCUCAUCGGUCAGGAAUCGAUGGCAGACGGGCCGGAGGGGCAGAGCACAAGAGAAGGUAGCAGUAGUGACCGCUCCCAAACCCCUUGCCCAGGCAGUGCGGGUUAUCGGUUUCGAUCCCCCGAUCAGCGGGAUGAUUGGCUGGGCCACAAAUGGCAGGAAGGAAAUGAAGAUGGUGUUGAUCACGCCACUGGCGGGGGAAAGCAAAUCUUUCCAGGUGAGAGUCAUGGUGAUGGAAGGUCGGUUAGCGGAAGAGAGUCGGCCGAUCUGUUAAGCAUGCAGCAGCCCAGACAGGGGCAACGGGAGGGAGCCCUUUGCUCGCAGAAGGGGUCAAGGCGGACGGACGGAGUGUGCGGACAGGCUGGCGAAGGAGAGUCUUGGAGGCGAGAGAAACUAAAUGGAGGGGGAGCGAGGCAGGAGGAGGCAUUUGUGUGGAGGGAAGUUGGAGGAGGAGGAGAGAUCGGGAUGACUCGGGUGGACAGAGGGGAAGGGCCCUGCAGCACUGGGCGGGGUGGCGGUGGUAGUAGUAGUGCGGUUAAUGACGAUGGGAGGCGGGGAGGCGGUGCGAGGGUGGCGCAUGUAGAGGUGAAUCGAGAGCGGCAGCGACAGAAGCAAGAAGAAGGGGGGCGAAUCAGUGGCAACACGGGACAAAGGGAGAGGUGGAUGAGGGGGAAUUACGUGCAAUCGGGUUUAAGGCAGGGCGGCGGGCCUGGUAGGCAGUUAGAUCAGUCCAGCAAAACAAGAGCGGCCGCCACCCCCGUUGAGAUGCGGGAUGGAGGUCGCAAUCCCGGCGGCAAAGAGUGGAGAGGGAGUGGUAGGGGUGAUGCCAGUGAGCACAUGGUGGAACGACGACUUCCUGCUGGGGGUUCCAGGAUGGAGAACGCAGCGACGAUGACAAGCAGCAGGGAAGGUCGAGAACCGAAAAAGCUGCUUACACCGGCCGAUGGCGGGAAGGGAGCGGCGGUGGCGACGGCGUAUACGGAUUCAACGAGUGUGGCUCGCUCAGAGAGCCAGAAAAUGGGUGGUAGCCAGGGCAGAAAUGGUGGGCCUGAUCUUGUAGAUGAGGUCAAGUCAGGGCUCCCUUGUUCGGGGGAAGGAGCGGGGGGGAUGGAAGAGGAAGACCAACAACAAGAGCAGGAAGCUCUUCUGAAUAGACAGGGGCUGAAGAGGGAUUACCGCGUGGAGUACGUUCCUGGCGGCGGCGGCGGUGGCGGUGGCCGCGCGGCGAGGAGUAAAGAGGCGAAGAAGAAGGAGGCGAUGGCGGUGGAACCUCUGGCUCCGUUCUUCCCGUACCUGCCUCAGGACGAUGCAAUGGCGGUCGGGAUCGGGAUAGACGACUCCAGCAAUGCGGCAGACACACAGGAAGUGGUGGAUUCGUUAAAUCGUCAGCUGGGCAUUCUGCUGCGUAUGACUCCCAAGCAGUUUUGGCGGCAGGUGGUGAGGGAUGCAUCACUUCACGCGUUUCUGGACAGCUAUCUGCGAUUUCGAAGGCGAUGGUUCGAUCUUCUUCCGGAUAAUGACGUGAAGGAGGGGGUUGGCCUCGGCGGCGGCGGUAAUUGGAGGUAUAACAGACGGUCUAGAGCGGGAGUCGUCGUCGGAGAUGCAGAACUAGCCAGGAGAGUGUUUAUGCUCCUCUUUCGGCUCUCGACGAGUCGCGAGCCUGGCGUUCUUCCAGCUGAUUGUCUCGCUCCGAAAGAACACGCCGCCAUCAUAUACGAAAAGGGCUAUCUCGAUCUUCCGAAACUGAUGGAUGUUUGCGCGAUCUACGGGCGAGAUAACCAGGAGUUGACACGUAAGCUUAUCGGCAACGUGUUCAGUGCGCAGGGGAAGUACAGGAAUGACGUGACGUCGUGCGUCCCACACGUCUCCUCCACCGUCGAGGCGAUGUCGAUAUCCACGAGGAGAAGCGUGGAGGCUAUUUCGGACAUUGGCGAUGGGAGGAGGGGGAUGCUGCAAGCAGAGGAUGCGAUGCGCGUGCGGGGAGAGCUCCUGGAUGUUGCCGAUUUCCUUCACGAUCUCGUGGCCACAUUCGCCGCGUUCGUGGAAGUGUUUCCUCCGGCGGCGGAAAUGUUCGUUUCCGAAAGAGACGACAGCCAGAGCUCGCGGUUCUUGGAACUUUUGGCGCGAAUUUAUGACGAGCUGCUUCCUCUCUUGAAGCGAGGUCUCGCCGCGAUUGCCUCAUUGACAACCGGAGAUGGGAGAUCGCCUUCGGGGACCAACGAUCCGGGAGCGAAUGAAGUCCCGGAAUGGCGUCGCAGUGAGGCGGCGGAUGGCGGCCGCGGGCAAGAAACGGCAAUUGCGAAGCUGCGUGCGGUGGAGAAGAGAAAGAUGGCUCGACUAAGGGGGAGGACGCUAAGGCUGGCGUGGAACUGUCUAUGGUUGGGAUGCCUUCGAGGCGACGAGGAGGGGGGCGCGGAGGGGAAGGAAGGAGGGGGGAAAGACGGAGGAAGGAACGAUGCAAUGGGGGGCGGAAGGGGGGCGGACGCUGUGGCGUACGAAAAGGCGGAGGCGACCUUGAGUGCGGUAACGGGCCUGGCGAGCUGGAUCGGGGAGGCCGAGAGUCGCGCUGCGGACGGCGAAGUCGUUAUAGCGCGGGAAGGGGCGGGAAGCUUGCUUCGCGCCUUAGAGCGCAAGUACGACCUCGCAUCGGUUAUACAUCAGCUUCGAGAGAGUGGUAUGAUUUGUCUUGAUGACCCGCAGAUGAACUAUUUGGUUGGGGUGAUAGCACAGCCGAAGUUGCGGGGCGAGAUGGGAGCCCCAGCUUCACAGGUUCGUCAGAGCCAUGAAGCGAGACUCGCGGCUGGAGGGGGAAGAGGAUCUUCUACUCUGCCGCUUUCGUCGGGCUUUGCUUCUCGUGAUGUACGAGCGGGAGGAGCAGGACGAGUAGGCGGAGGAGGGUCGGUCACGACCAUGGUCGGAACACCGCAAGCAGACAUCGAACAGGAAGCUGUAGCAAUUCAGUUGUCCAAUAUAAGUCAUAUCAAGGAGUGCCUGCCAGAUUACGGGGAGGGCUUCUUGGCCGCGUGCCUGGAGGCGUACGACAACAGCCCAGAAAAGGUGUUGCAGCACAUUCUGGAUAACACCCUGCAUCCGGAUCUUGCGAAGCUGGAUAUUCAUUUGAAGACCAAACCUGUGCCGCAGCGAUCUCCCGUGAUCAAUCAUCUUGAUAAAGGAAAGGGAAAGGUUGCGGCAGAAGUAGUGGAGGAGGAAGACGACGACGAAGAAGACGACAGUGAUGGCGGCGGGAGUAAUCUUCAGCUUAGCAGGACCCGACGAUCCGGUGCUGCUGCUGCUGCUGCUAAUAGAUCGGGUAAAAGGAGCGACGAAGUUGCGCCUAGCGCGGCAGCCAUCAGCGGAAUCCUUCGGGCUUCGUCGUCGCCCGUUGUCAUUAGAGAAGGGAAGGUCGCAGGCUCGACUCCAUCGCCUUCGUCAUUGCCGUGUUCCUCUUCAGCUUCUCCUUUUUCUGCUACUCCUCCCUCGUCGUCGUUUUCUUCGAUCGUGCGUGCGAGCAGUAGCGCGAAUCUAUCUACGUCAUCUUCCAUCGGUGUCUGCUCUUCCUCUCCGUCCUCGUCAUCGUCGACGCUAGGAGCGGGAAGAUUGGUGCGACGGACUCGGGAUAUGGGCGAUGCCGUCAGUCUGUUGAACCGGAUCGGUGACGCGGACAAAAUGACCAUGAAGUCUUCGGUGAAAUCAUCUCAGGUGGAGUACGAGGACGAGUACGACGAUUCCUUUGACGAUCUGGUCAAUUACGGAGCGGAUGCCGGAGCGGAAGAGCCAGAGAGUCUGAUAGAAGCGCAGUUGAAGGGGGUGGGGGGAGGCUUAGCAUCAUCGUCGGUGACUUUGCCGUCAAGAUCAACGCCUGUGUCGCUGAGAAGUGAAUCGGAUGGUUGGAAGCAGGUGCCAAGUCAUCGUGAGGAGAGAGGGGGGAAAGGAGGAGGAGGAGGUGGUCGGGGAAUGAGCGCAACGCCGCGAGGGCGAGUUGAAGGAAAGGGCCGGAGCGGGGACAGAGCGCCUCCCGCGAAGCCGCAGUUCUUUGUGAAGGAUGGGAAGAAUUACAGCUACAAGGUGGCAGGAUCGACUGCGGUGUCUAACGCCGAUGCCGCCGCGGCCAAGAUCAGUGAACAGGAGGCGCUGAUAAUGGGGCUUGGACCCGGGGGAAACGUGCCUAUCGGGCAGCAGUCGAAGGGGAGGAGACCUAGUUGGAAGAGGGAAGAGGAUAAUGAGGACGGGGAAGGAGAGCAGGAGGAUGGAGAGAGAGAUGGUGGUUCUGCUUAUCAUUUGACAGACGGCAGGGGAGAGAGGGACCGGCCAACAGUCGGCGGGAGAGGGGGCCACUUGCCGGCGGGGAGAGGGAGGGGAAGAGGACGGGGUGGAGGUGGAGCAGGUAGAGGAAACGAGACCACGACAUCUGACGCUGAGAGGCGGCAGCAUGCUAGGAAGGAGCAGAAUAAGGCAUUCGUCGCGAACCACAGGCGGAAGGACCAGGCAAUGAAUAAACACUUCAGAUCCGUCGGUGGGAAUUGACAGCUAACGUCGGGAAAAAAUCGAUCGGAUGGACACGCGCCCAGAAAAGACAGCUGCAGCGGAGUGAAUAUGAAAAAAGGCGGGUAAAGAGAGCCGGGGGAUUCGGUAGAUGAUGAUGAUGAAGAAAAAGAAAAUAGAAUGGAUCCUUAGGGUUUGCUUGUUUCAAGCUUGCGGCGAACAAAUGGGUUGAAGGGGCGUCAACAAGAAGAGAGGAAAGUUAAGCGUUCAGCGGUGGACUGUUUGAACCGGCAGGUACGCAGGGUAGUGUAGGUUAGUAGGUAGGUAGGUAGGUAGGUAGGUAGGUAGGUAGGUAGGUUGGUAGGUGAGUGAGCUGGUAUGUAAAGGUUGCGCUUCGUCCGAAAGCGCGAUCACGCUCCGUAAUGUGUACUGGAUUUGACUUGCACGUCUCUCCCAUGUCUUGUUGUAGAAGACUCUUUUGUUAACGUUGUUGUUGUUGUCUCGUUGGUGGGGCUUACUUCAUAUGGCCGUCCAUGAUUGAUUGAUUGAUUGAUUGAUUGAUUGUUGUGGCUGUGUUGGAUGCGCUGUCGUGUCUUGUUGUAGAAACUCUUUUGUUAACGUUGUUGUUGUUGUCUCGUUGGUGGGGCUUACUUCCUAUGGCCGYCCAUGAUCGAUUGAUUGAUUGAUUGUUGUGGCUGUGUUGGAUGCGCUGUCGGGGCUGCUGCCUGAGACGAAACCCCUACUGUUGUUUGUACCAUUGGCUUUGGCAAGUUCUCGAGAUGCGUGUGACGAGGGUUCUCUUCUCGUAAGUGUUAAAGCAAAACAACGAACUCUUUUUCAUGUUUUCUUGGUUUUGCUCUCGAUGUUGGUAGUAUUUGUGAGCUUGGUUGUGCCUAGCCAUGUCCCCAAGCUCCGCUUAUUCCCUUUGAAGAGGAAAAGGACAAUAAAGUUGUGCAGGAACAGGAGAGGAGAGGCUUGCUGUGAUGUACGCGGCUGUUGGAUUAAUUGUUGAUUCUACCGAUGGUUGGUUGCUGCUACUGCAGGAUACCCAUUAUCCGUACUAAUGAGGCUGGGCUUAGUUGUGCCCGAUCAGAAGUAAUCCCUUCUGAGAGAAACUGGCGUGGUUUACGAUUAAGCAGAGUCGUCCCCAUGUCGGGUGCUGUUUGUUGUCGGUGGUGUGGUGCAUGGACAUGUAGGUUGCCGAGUUUGACUAAUGGUCAGCGUGAUAGGAUGUUUCUGAGGCUUCAGUUUGUGGAUUGUUGAUGGUGGUCUACGUGUGUGGGUAUAUCCACCCAGAUAUGACUUGUGUUCGUGCUCGUCUUUGAGCGUGGUCAUGAUUUCUGUUUGUUUUUAAUGUAAUAUCCUCUUGGCCUUGCUUCCCCCUUAACCCCACUGGACCAAAACUGGCUGUUUGUGUGGAUUGGUUAUUGCUCACUUAACUCCCCCAUUGAAGGACCGGAAUUGGAAUUCUUUGGCAAGUAGGGUGUUAAGUUGCUAUCAGACUUCCUUCCCUGUUUCACGCCUUAUUGCAUAUUCUCUA